Diachasmimorpha longicaudata is the source of this 1654-nucleotide messenger RNA. RefSeq names its product protein yellow (gene yellow-g). The transcript has 3 exons. The record is from RefSeq and is a predicted model, not a curated record. Gene Ontology annotation, cellular component: extracellular region. The coding region runs from base 162 to 1286 and encodes 374 amino acids. Lineage: Eukaryota; Metazoa; Arthropoda; Insecta; Hymenoptera; Braconidae.
UUGCUCUCUCAGUUUAUUUCGAGAUAGUGAUUCUCGUCAAUGUAAAGGAUCACCGAUGACAAGAGAAAUCAUCGAAGUGAUUUAAAUUUAAUUGUUCAGUGUAAACCGUCGGGAUUUUUCCUGUUGAAAUUAACUGUUGGAAAGACUGCAAGAGUAAUAGGAUGAAGGGAACUUUAAGUGUCUCUUUGUGCCUUCUCUCCCUAAUCACCAUCGUCUUUGCUGGAUGCAAAAAAGUCGCUUUACAAGAACUGAGGGUUCCACUCUCGGGAACGAACCUCGAGUGGCCGUGCAACAGCACAAGAAACAUUUACCUGAGCAGUGGACGCUACAUUCCCAGGAAUGUCAUCGUCACCAGACUGCAGAUGUACAGAGACGAGGCCAUUGUGGCUCUUCCGAGGCUCAAGCCAGGGGUUCCAUUCACCCUCGGAGUUGUUUCCCUCCACAAGAAGGGCAAUAACAGAAUAACUCCAUUCCCCUGUUGGGUAAUUCAGGAAGAGGGCAACUGCGAAGCCCUACAGAGCGUCAUCGACAUUUCCCUGGAUGUCCAGGACAUUCUCUGGGUUCUGGACUCGGGAAUUGUCAAUACAUUGACACAACCGAUUAAACGGUGUCCACCUAAAGUGGUCGCCAUUGAUGUUAAAAAUGGACGGGUUGUCAAGGUUAUCAACAUCGAGCCCUACAUGACUGAUGCGUCCCAUCUUCAAAAUCUCGUGGUGGAUUAUGCUCCGGAUGGCAAUGUCUUCCUGUACAUCUCUGAUCCACCAACUCGUUCAAUCAUCGCUUACAACGUCAUUGCUGAACGAGGAUGCAGACUGAUCCUCCCCAGGGCCGUCAAUCUGGGAUCCAAUCAACGCGAUCUCAUGUAUAUGUCACUCGUCAGGAAAUCAGACUACACACCAGUCGUUUACUGCUCUUACAUGAACUGCAGUAGAGUCUUCAGUAUCAAAGCUGAGUUCCUGAGGAGGGGAAUUAUUAACAAUAAUGUCGUUGAUGUGGGACCUAAACCCGGAAAAUUGGUUGGCCUUGGCAGUGACAAUGGCAGCAAUCUCUUCUUCCGUAUGAAAGGAGAGUCGGAUAUAUAUAUGUGGAACGCUGAGACCAACUUUACACCAGAGAACUGCAUCCUCGUAGAAAAAGGUGAUGAGUAUCGAAUGCCAACUCAAGUCGUUCCUGGUUACAAGAAACUCAUGUGGGCCCUAGAGAGCAACUUCCAGGAUUACAUUCAGGAUACAGUUCCCUCCUCUGGCACCAAUAUGCUCAUCCGCCCAAUCGUCAAGCAGUGCUAACAAUUUAUUAUUAUUAUCUACCAUUAAAAUAGCCCAACCAUUGUUGGCUCUGGACUUGAUGAAACCGAGUCAUUUCCAAGGAGCUGGAGUUCUUUUAUCAGCAAUUUCUUUGCUGAAAAAUCUCACAAAGUUUGACUGAUCUCAUUCCAUUAAUUAUUUCAUUAACUGAACUUCCGUCGCACCAGUCACGAGAGAUUUCUGUUGUCUGAUAAUGAAUUCACAUGACAGGAGAUUUGAUUAUGGACAAAACUAACCAGUGUUUUCUUUGAUUGUAUCGAGUGACACUAACUUGUCGUUUCUAGUCGCAUGAUAGAAUGGAGAAUCAAUGACAUUAUCAUCUUAAUAAAAGAGUUAUCAAUUUUAAACUA